Molecule: messenger RNA, 2554 nt
Organism: Ixodes scapularis (black-legged tick)
Lineage: Eukaryota; Metazoa; Arthropoda; Arachnida; Ixodida; Ixodidae
Product: pentatricopeptide repeat-containing protein 1, mitochondrial
Exons: 10
Coding region: 219-2294 (691 amino acids)
Biological process (GO): tRNA 3'-end processing
Cellular component (GO): mitochondrial matrix
Molecular function (GO): protein binding; tRNA binding
Source: RefSeq, a predicted model, not a curated record
GCUAGCGCAUAAUCAAAAUGGCCCCGUCCUGAAUCAAAAGCGUGAAUCGCUGGUACGCCGUCGUUGAAAUCCAAUUUCACCCUUUAUUUUGAACAUUUUGAGGAAAAAAACUCGUGACGUUAAAGUUGUCCAUUCCCAAUCACUGGAUUGUGCGUACGCGUGGUCGCUAGUCUGUCAACAAACGUAUAAAAGAAAAACAGGCCAGUCGCCCGGCCAUCAUGCUGCCGCGCUACAGGCCAUGCGCCCGCCUUGCUGGGCUGUUCAAAUGGCACCAAAACCAACACCACCUUCACAGUAAGCCAGUCUUUGCUCUUCAGUCGAGCCGUGCAUUUUGUACGCCGCUAGCAAGCCAGACGUUCCUUAAAACGCCCGAGCUGCCGGCACCCGUGAUCACCAAAACCGCCGAAGAAACGCCGGAAAAAGCUGCCAAGUCGAAGCGCCCGAGAGGUAAGGGCGGGAGAAAAAACUUCAAGCGAACGGAGACGAACUCGGCCUUCGUCGACGCCGACCCGGACACUUUCGGCACGCUCGCCGACGGCUCGGAGCCGCUUCGCACCGGUGCCGAACUCCUGCCUGAGGACGACGAUGACGAUCCGUCCGUGCUUGUCCAUUUGGAUAGGUCGCCUGUGAGGGUAUAUGAGAAGCAGAUCAAGACCCUGGUUGACGAGCGAAAGAUCAAGGAGGCCCUGAACCUUUUCUUCGAGAUCCAGAAAGCGUACGGAGUUCGUCCGACCCACUCCAUGUUCACCAUGCUUAUCGGCGGCUGCGGACGCGUGGGGUACACCAAGAUGGCGUUCAAGCUCUUCAAGAGCAUGAGGGACCGUGCUAUGGAUCCGACGCCUGCCGUGCUGACGGGCCUGUUCAACGCAUGCGCGGAGGCCCCCUUCCGCGAGCUGGGCCUGGAGAAGGCGCAGCUGCUCUACGACCGAAUCCAGCUCAAGGGCUGGUUGCCGAGCAACAUCACCUACCACGCCAUGAUCAAGGCCUUCGGCAGGUGCGGCGACAUCGAGAUGGCCUUCAAGAUCAUGGACGAAAUGGCCGCGCAGAAGCACGCCAUCACGACGGAGACCUUUGCGUUCCUGCUCAUGGCAUGUAUCUCAGACAAACAGGCUGGCUUCACACUCGGCCUCAAGGUGAUGCGUCAGAUGCUGUGGAAGAAAAUCCGUCCCUCCAUCUACUGCUACAACCUGUUCCUGCGGACGGUUCGCGAGUGUGGCGUAGGUCCUCCAGAGCUGUUCCAGGAGCUGCUGGAUUCAGCCAAGCCGAAGCCAAAUCUUUCAGACAGCCAUGGAGCCGGCGGGAAGAAGGAACCCAAGGCCAAGACACUACUCAUUAAGGCUCGGGUACUUGAAGACGGCAUCUCAUCGACCUUCGCCGACGAGCCUAUUGUUGCCGAAGAGGUGGCGUCUGAAGCCAUCAAAGAGCCGCUCUUCACUGACGAGGAGCGGCUGUCUUCGGCGUCAUCUAGCUUGGCUGUCCUGCCCAAUCUUUUGUCGCCCAGCUUCAAGUACAAAGGCGACAUUGUUGGUCUUACCGAAGUCACUGAGGCUCAUCAAAGGUUGAUGGUGUGCGGCGGCGUGCCGGGGAUCAUGGACCACCUGCGCGACAUGUGCGUGCGCCCCGACGCCAAGACCAUCACGCUGCUGCUCGACUGCCUGCCGGCGGACUGCGACUCCGAGGUGGAGCUCAUCGGAGAGGCGGACAAGAUGGGCGUCAAGCUCGACGUCGACUUCUUCAACAUGCUCAUCAAGCGUAGGGCACUCCGUGGAGACAGGGAGCAGGCGCGGGACGUCCUGGAGCUCAUCAGGAGCCGUGGCCUGCACCCGGACGUCAUCACAUUCGGAGUCACGGCCCUGAGCAUCUUCUCAAAGAAGGAGGGCAGAGAGUUCCUCGAUUCUAUGAAGGCGGCAGGGCUGCGGGUGAACGAGGAGACCUGGGGCACCCUGGUGAACAACGCCUGCUACCGCUUCAACUUCUGGUUCCUGCUCGACCUGAUGCGGUUCGGCGAGCAGGAGGGAAUUGCCGUCAGUACGACGGCGCUGCGCUCCAUCGGCAAGGCCGACGCCAAGAUGCGGCAGAUGCUGCUCAAGAAGGAGAAAGGGACCACUUCUAGGUUUGUGACAGAGGCCUCGGAAAGCGGCUACGCUGAGUUCAGAAAAGUCUACGACGCCUGGCUCAAGAACACCAAGAUGGACUUGCCACGUCAUCCGUGGGAGCAGUAUGAACCAGAGAACAUGCGCAAGUCCAUAGCAGAACUCAAGGAAGAAGCUCAGCAAAAGACCGAAAAAACAUAAAAGAAAUGCGUGGCUCGGGUUUUCUUUCUUUUCUAUAGCAAUUUUUUUUUUUUUUUUUUUUUUUUUUUUUUUUAUAUAGAAGUUGGCACAAAACAUAGUUGAUAUCACUAGAAGAAAUGAACGCUGUCUGUACCAUCCCAAAAAUGUCUCUCCAGGACAGCUUCGGCAAAAGAAACAUGAAGAAACGAGGACACAGGACUUUGAGGUGGUGAAGAGUGCCAUUGUAUUUUUUAUGAAUAGAGCCUAUGUACAGAGUUCAA